AGGGAGAAAGUGAGGGGAAAAGAGUGAGACCAGUGAAAGACAGGAAUGGGUGAGACCAUAGACGUUACAAGCAUCCAGUCCCCGACGGGAGCUUUAUACAUUGAUCAGACGCACAUUUGAUUUUUAUUUCAUCAUCUCAGACAGGUCCAUUAUACAAACCCAAAUUAGAUGUUUUUUUGUACCCUGUUAGGACCUUUAUAAAUGGAUCAGACAUGAACCUGAUCUUCUUAUUUUACCUCCUGCCAGGACCUGCACAUGCGGCUGGACCAGACCAGGCAGGUAGAAGGCCUGGACGACACCUGCUUCCACUACGGCUUUAACCCCGCCUACCUCCAGACGGUCGUCUCCCAUUGGAGGAACCAGUUUGACUGGCAGAAACAGGUGGAAGUGCUCAACCAAUACCCUCACUUCAAAACCAAGAUUGAAGGUCUGGAUGUGCACUUCCUGCGCUGCCGCCCGUCUCCCGCCGCUGCCGCCGGUUGCCUGGUUCGGCCCGUGAUGCUGGUGCACGGUUGGCCCGGGAGCUUCUACGAGUUCUACCGGAUCCUUCCGCUGCUGCUGGAGCCGCAGGACGGCCUCGCCUUCGAGGUCAUAUGCCCCUCCAUCCCCGGAUACGGAUACUCUCAGGCCCCACAGGUCAAAGGCUUUAAUACUCUGGCUGCGGCGCGUGUUUUCCUGAAGCUGAUGGAGAGGUUGGGUCAUUCUGAGUUCUACCUGCAGGGCGGCGACUGGGGCUCCAUCAUCACCACCAACAUGGCCCAGAUGAAGCCAGCGUGUGUGCGUGGUCUACACCUGAACAUGUUUAACGUGACGUCUGGAGGCGUGGGGGUGCUCCUGUCGCUGCUGCUUGGGCCCUACGUGCCCUCUCUGGUGGGCUUGACCCGGGAGGACGUCAGGCGCCUCUUCCCCUACGUGGAGAAGAACCUCCACAUGCUCCUCAGGGAGACCGGCUAUCUGCACAUUCAGGCCACGCGACCCGAUACCGCAGGUAGAGCGCUGAAUGACUCUCCAGUGGGUUUAGCUGCAUACAUCCUGGAGAAGUUCUCCUGCUGGACUGAUUCUCAGAACAGAGAUCUGGAGGACGGUGGCCUGGAGAGGACGUUCUCCCUGGAUGACCUCCUGACCAAUGUGAUGAUCUACUGGACCACGCGUUCCAUGACCUCCUCCAUGCGGUUCUACAAGGAGAACUUCAGUGAGAACAUCCAGAAGAGAUUGGACUCCAAGGUGGGUGUGUCGGUUCCAACGGGCCUUGCAGCGUUCCCCCAGGAACUGUUCCACACGCCACGCUCCUGGGCCCACCGGAAGUUCCGGAACAUUCUGUCCUACUCCUACAUGCCCAGCGGCGGCCAUUUUGCAGCGUUUGAGGAGCCGCGGCUCCUUGCGAAUGAUUUCAGGGAGUUUGUGAGGAAGGUGGAGAAGCUGCAGAAAUGAAGGCAGGGUGUGGAGAAAAUCACCUGAAACCUGUUGUGUGUGUGUGUGUGUGU
Clupea harengus (Atlantic herring) is the source of this 1484-nucleotide messenger RNA. Its product is annotated as epoxide hydrolase 1-like. Bases 256 to 1431 code for a protein of 391 amino acids. Gene Ontology annotation, biological process: arachidonate metabolic process; epoxide metabolic process. NCBI's taxonomy places the organism in Eukaryota, Metazoa, Chordata, Actinopteri, Clupeiformes, Clupeidae. Gene Ontology annotation, molecular function: epoxide hydrolase activity. The transcript has 7 exons. The record is from RefSeq and is a predicted model, not a curated record.